Molecule: messenger RNA, 591 nt
Organism: Asparagus officinalis (garden asparagus)
Lineage: Eukaryota; Viridiplantae; Streptophyta; Magnoliopsida; Asparagales; Asparagaceae
Product: probable UDP-N-acetylglucosamine--peptide N-acetylglucosaminyltransferase SPINDLY
Exons: 4
Coding region: 16-591 (191 amino acids)
Source: RefSeq, a predicted model, not a curated record
CUUCUGGUGCUUUCUAUGAAAUUUUCUCAAGCAAUUAACUUCUUGCAGAACCGGCUGCUUGCAAUGAACUAUAUAAAUGAGGGCUCUGAUGAUAAGCUUUUUGAGGCUCACAGGGAAUGGGGAAUGCGAUUUAUGAAGCUAUACCCUCAAUAUACCAGUUGGGAUAAUCCUAAAGAUAUGGAACGCCCAUUAGUAAUUGGAUAUGUGUCACCUGAUUAUAUUACUCACUCUGUAUCAUAUUUCAUUGAAGCACCUCUCUUUUUCCAUGAUUACACAAAUUACAAGGUGAUUGUGUACUCUGGUGUUGUAAAGGCAGAUGCCAAAACCCAUAAAUUCAAGGACAGGGUGCUGAAAAAAGGAGGGCUAUGGAGGGAUAUAUAUGGGAUUGAUGAGAAGAAGGUUGCUAGCAUGGUUAGGGAGGAUAAAGUUGACAUACUGGUGGAGCUUACUGGUCACACUGCAAAUAACAAGCUAGGGAUGAUGGCCUGCAGGCCUGCUCCCAUCCAGGUCGAUCGAGGAUUGAGGCAACACACAGUGAUUGCUUUGGGGUUCAGAUUAUCAAAAUUCAAUCCUUGGUCUACAUGGAUAUAA